GGCGACACUGCGUAGCAUUUAAAAAACAUAACCUCACUUUUAAAAAGUUUUAUUCGCUGUUUAUUUUCGUUCUGGCCAAAUAGCUUUUAAUAAAGCUAAAGGCCAUUAACCUCUUAAUACAGAGAUACUCUGUAAUCAGAUUUAUUGAAUUGAAUUGUUUAUUUGUGUUUUUGUUGCAAAUAAUGGCAGAAGAAAGCGAAAGAGAAACAUUUUCAAGAUUUAAAUAUAUAUCAGAGUCUACCUCAGCUUUUCAGCGCGACGUAGAACAGUUGCUUAAUACGUUUGGGGCCUUAAAAAGUUUAAAAUUUGCUGAUUUUGCCGAAGUGUGGAAAGAAAUGAAUUUUGUGAAUGUAUUCAGUGGUUUACAAUAUGUUCAAUAUAUUAAUGAUAUCACAGAAAAUAUGUUUUUUGUUGUCAAAAAAUACGUGUAUUUUCCACAAAGUAUAUUUACUCAAGUGGGGGCAAUGUAUCUGCUGUACAGUUUGUAUUAUAACCAACCUUUAAAAGGGUUGGUGAAGAUUCGUUUAACCCUAGAUGAAUAUAAUAGAAUUAUACACUGCAUCGAAACUUUAAAGGCAAAAAAUGAACUCGACAUGCCCUACAUAUUUGCCAAGUUAAAAGUAAACAAUGCAUUUAUAUUCGUCGCCGAAAGAAAGGUUCUAGGACCUGAAGAAAGGUUCAUAAAAAACCAUGAUUAUUUCAUUGAUAACACAUUUCAAGACCAAAAAUCGGAAAGUGCCUUAAAAAAAUUACAAACCAUCAUACACUGCGAACAUGUGGAUAAUUUAAAGGAUUUACAAAGUCAAUAUGAAAAGGAACUAAAAAGAUUUGCAAGAAAAAAUGCAUCAUUCUCAAACUUCCACUCAACCAUACUGGAUGAUAUUGAAGCUGCAAAAGAAAAAAUUCAAACGACUGCAUCUAAAAGUACAGAGCAAGAAGAUCAUUUAAGGAAAAUUAAAAAGAAAGCAUUUGCAGCAAAAAAUGCUGUUUAUAGAGGAUCAAAAAGUUGCAUUACCGCUAUAAAACUUGAAAAACCCGACUUAUAAGUAGAGAUAUCGGUGCAAGGAUCUAAACGCCAUCAAGUCGUUUAGCGAGUCCAGGAACAGCACCAGCAUCAACGUCAGCUUGUCCAACGACGGCAUAAGAGCAAUUCCAGAGGAUAGAAACAUCGUCCAAGAACCGAUCCACAUCCUUCUAUUGGUGUAUAAUCAUAAAAGUUAUUUUUGACGUUAUU
Molecule: messenger RNA, 1234 nt
Organism: Brassicogethes aeneus
Lineage: Eukaryota; Metazoa; Arthropoda; Insecta; Coleoptera; Nitidulidae
Source: the annotation of a GenBank genome assembly